AUGGCUGCUCCUGCUGCUAAUUGCCUACUGGACAUGAAGAACGCAACUCCGCCGCCGGGCACGCGAUGCGAAGGGGACUCGGAGUGCGACAGGUACAAGUGCACCGAGGGCUUGCAGCCGGGCUGCUUGGUCAAGGCCAUGGGCGGCUCCAGGGCCGGAACAUGUCAGUGCGUGCCCAAGGAGGCGGCGGCGUCGUCGUCGGCGACGCCGGCGCCACCAAAGAAGACGGCAAGUCCACCGCCGGCGAGGCGAUACUGUGACUCGCGGUCCGAUUGCGCCAUCUGGACCUGUCGCGAUGGGUCGAAGCCCCUGUGCGAUACGCGGGCCUCUGGAGACCCGUUUACGAAGUACUGCCGCUGUGGGUGA
Molecule: messenger RNA, 366 nt
Organism: Purpureocillium takamizusanense
Lineage: Eukaryota; Fungi; Ascomycota; Sordariomycetes; Hypocreales; Ophiocordycipitaceae
Exons: 2
Coding region: 1-366 (121 amino acids)
Source: RefSeq, a predicted model, not a curated record